Achroia grisella is the source of this 1060-nucleotide messenger RNA. RefSeq lists its product as uncharacterized. The coding region runs from base 57 to 887 and encodes 276 amino acids. Lineage: Eukaryota; Metazoa; Arthropoda; Insecta; Lepidoptera; Pyralidae. The transcript is spliced from 2 exons. The record is from RefSeq and is a predicted model, not a curated record.
CGUUCACACGUAACAUAUGUUUUCAUUUCACCAAUAUUGCAAUUCUCAGCACAAUAAUGUCGUGGAGCAAUGAUGUUGUGUUAGAAUUUUUAGAUCUCUAUAGAAGAGAACAACUUUUAUGGGACCCCAAACAUCCAUUGCACAGGAAUAGAAGUGAGGUGACGAAUGCGUGGCUCAGAAUACAGACGUCUCUCAGUAUAAAUUGCUCGAUCGUCGACCUUAAAAAGAAAAAAGAAUCUUUAAUGACCUCAUUCAGAAUGCAUUUUAAUAAGAAAAAGAGAUCACAGGAAGACUAUAGUACGACUUGGUUUGCUUAUUCUAUGAUGGAAAGUUUUCUUGGCGGCAAAUAUGAAUGCGAUAGCACUAAUCAAAUGGAACAAGAGUUUUACGGAAACGUUACAUAUUCACCAAAUACUAACACACAGCAGCCCGUGAUCGACAUCUCUGGUCGAACUAUACAAGUGGUCGAACGACCCACUCUCGUUACCAGGCAGAACAAAGCACAAGCGAGCACGCCAAUCUCAAAAAGCACGAAUCACUCCAAUUUAGUAUUCGCGAAGAAACAAGAAGAACCGACGGGUCAUAUGAGGAAUUCACCAGGCGAUAAGAGAGAGAUGGACGAGUAUGAACUUUAUGGACAGCUGCUGGCAAAAAAAUUAAGAAAACUAGAUGAACACCAGCGAGAUGUGGCCAUGCAUGAUAUUGAUAAUAUAAUGUUUCGCGCCAAAAUGCAGAGCAGUUCGUCACAGUCUAGAAGUUACUCUUCUUCACCUUCCCCUGUGCAGAGGAAGGUGAAAUCCCCUAUAUUUAUAGUGGCACAGCAGUCCCACUCGCAGUAUGAGGACGAAAAUACUCCGUAUCAGGACCAUAUGCAGCCUCCUUCCUAAUGCCGGCUUUCUGCUUUAUGGCAGUACAGGAUUCUACCAUAAUGGUUAAGGUAGUCAUGAUAUGGCGCCGCAAAUGGUCUUUUCCAGGGUAUAGAUAGAAAUACGCGAAGCGCGCAUUUCAAAUAAUAUAAUUACUAACCCAGGACAAUUCACUCAGCGCCAUCUAGUCCCAA